Molecule: messenger RNA, 4020 nt
Organism: Melitaea cinxia (Glanville fritillary)
Lineage: Eukaryota; Metazoa; Arthropoda; Insecta; Lepidoptera; Nymphalidae
Exons: 2
Coding region: 1-4020 (1339 amino acids)
Biological process (GO): DNA integration
Molecular function (GO): nucleic acid binding
Source: RefSeq, a predicted model, not a curated record
AUGCUUCAAUGCUUAGCUCCUAAUCAUCUUGUGUUCAACUGUAGACGCAAGACUUCAUGCAGAGUAUGUGGGAAAAAGCAUCACUCCUUAUUGCACAGAGACAAAAAACUAACAUCUGAAGAAGGUCGAGACUCAGAGAAAACAAAACAAAAGGAUCAAGCACAACCUAAAGAUAUGAGGGUAACUGUGACACACAUUUUAGGAGAGAAACAACCUGAUCAAAUGGGAUUAUUGGCAACGGCACUGGUAGAUGUCAGUACAAGUGAAGGUCAAACACACGUCUUCCGGGCGCUAAUUGAUCAGGGCUCAGAGGCAUCGGUCGUCACUGCGAGAGUGGUGGAGUUACUGGGUUUGAAAAAAUUCAGAAUCAGCGGCGUUGUCUCUGGAGUAGGUGACAACUCAAUAAGUAUUAAUCAUACAACACAGUUACAAAUAAUUUCUAGAUGUGAACAAUUUUCAUUAAAGGUAAAUGCUUUUAUUUUAAAAUCAUUAACUAGUAUGCUUCCUCCUAAAAAUGUAAAUCUUAGUUAUCAUAAUUGGUCUCAACUUAGUAAUAUUAAACUAGCCGAUCCAACUUUUGCCUCAUCUGGUAGGAUAGACAUUUUACUGGGUGCUGAUGUAUUUGGUAAAAUAAUAGAUGUAGGUUUGAUAAAGGGACCAGGUGAAGUAGUUGCACAAUGUACACGGUUGGGUUGGAUUUUAUCAGGCCGAUUGGGUGAUUCAAAUACACAACAUGUAAAGAGUUUGCAUAUAUUAAGACAAGUUGAGGAAGAUAAUAAUCUUUUAAAGAGAUUUUGGGAAGUAGAAACAGAUUUAUAUAAAAAAAGAAAGAUUUUAACAAAGGAAGAGGAACGAUGUGAAGAGAAUUACAAGAAUACGACGAAGAGAGAUAAUACUGGAAAUUACAUUGUAUACUUACCUCUGAAGCAAAGCAUCGAGGACACGGUAAAGCUGUGUGGUAACACUAAAGAUCAAGCGGUACAUAGAUUUAAACAAUUAGAAAGGAAGUUUCAGAGACACCCUAAGUUGAAAGAAGAAUAUAAGAAAGUAAUACACGAGUACAAGGAAUUAGGACACAUGAAAAAAUCUGAAACAACAGAUGAUAUAAACGCCAUUUAUCUCGCUCAUCAUGCUGUAAUACGGGAAGAAAAGGACACAACAAAGGUUCGUGUGGUAUUUGAUGCUUCGGCGAAAGGGGCUGGAGGUUUUUCUUUGAAUGAUAACAUGAUGGUGGGACCUGUACUGCAACCGGACCUGAGAAGUUUAAUUACAAAGUGGCGAACACACAAAGUUUGCGUGAUAAGUGAUAUCGAGAAAAUGUAUCGAAUGAUUAAACUGACGGAUAAACACACUAAAUUACAACGAAUACUAUGGCGGGAUAAUCCGGAUGAAAGUCUGGAAAGUUAUGAUUUAACAACUGUUACCUUCGGCACGGCAGCAGCUCCUUACCUCGCAGUGAGAACCUUAAACCAAGUAGCUGAUGACGAAGCAGAAGAAUAUCCAGAUACUGUACCUGAAAUAAAAGGGUCAUUUUAUGUUGAUGAUUACAUGUCAGGAAGUGAUAAUAUAGAAAAGGCUAAGAAGCUAUGUAAGGAUAUUAAAACAGUACUAAAAAGGGGAGGUUUUAAAAUGCAAAAAUGGUCUAGUAAUUCUGAAGAGUUGUUACAAUUUAUACAAGGUCUUACAUGGGAUAGAAAGGAUGAUAAAUUUAAAGUAACAGUAAACUUACCUGAUUUAACGUAUCCUAUAACAAAAAGAUCCAUUCUUUCUGACGUUGCUCGUCUCUUCGACCCCUUUGGUUGGCUAUCUCCUUUAGUAAUCGUAGCAAAAAUUCUAAUUCAAAAACUCUGGCUUAGCAACCUUGGGUGGGAUGAUGAACUACCUGUUGAAUUAGUGGAAGAAUGGAAGAAUUACAGAGAUGACUUACCUGAAUUGAAGACUAUAGAAAUACCACGAUGGUUCCAUACAAGCGCUGGCACUAAGGAAAUUCAAAUCCAUGGCUUUGCAGAUGCUUCAGUGACGUCUUACGCUGCAGUCACUUACCUGAGAGUCGUUGACGAAGAAGAUAAUGUCCAAAUCACAUUGAUUGCAUCUCGUACAAGAGUAGCUCCUUUAAAACAACUCACUAUACCAAAACUUGAGCUGUGUGCAGCGGCAUUGUUAUCUGAGCUCGUAGAGGAAAUAUCUGGUUUGCUUAACAUUCCCAUUGAACAAAUUUAUGCUUACACAGAUUCGAUGGUGGUUUUGUCAUGGCUUCAGUCGCAACCACAUCGUUGGCGCACAUUUGUUGGAAAUAGAGUGGCUGAUAUAUUAAGAGUUUUAGAUAAUAGUAGAUGGAACCACAUUAAGUCAGAGGAAAAUCCUGCAGACAUUGCUACAAGAGGUGUUAAGGCUAGUGAACUAAAAGAUACCAAGCUGUGGUGGAAUGGGCCGCAGUGGCUAAAUCACAGAUAUAUCGAACGGUUAAAGGUUAAAAUUCCUGGAACUGAUCUAGAAAAGAAAAAUUUUAACAUACAUUUACUUGAAGAAGAAACACCGAUAUGGGAGAGAUUUUCUAGUAUAUCUAAAAUGAAGAGAGUAUUGUCAUAUUGCAGAAGAUUUUUAAAGGUAAAGAAUAAAAGAAAUAUUGAGAAACACUUAACGAUAAAUGAAAUGGAAAUGAUUUUAGAGAGUUGUAUUAAAUAUUAUCAAAAGAAAGCAUACAAAAAAGAGAUAGAAGACAUCAAUAAAGAUGGAAAAGUAAAGAAAAGAAGUUCCCUUGCAACGCUUUCUCCUUUCUUGGAUAAGAACGAGAUGAUAAGAGUUGGGGGACGUUUGCAAAAUGCAAACAUUGCUGAGUCUUCAAGACAUCCAAUUAUAAUACCGCCAAAGGUUCAUGUUGCUAAAUUAUUAGUCAAGGAGGCACACAUUAGGACUCUCCACGGUGGUAUUCAAUUAAUGAUGGCAUAUAUUCGAAGUAAAUACUGGAUUAUUAAUUUAAAAAAUGAAGUUAAAAAAUGUAUAAGAAUGUGUAAAGUUUGUAUAGUCGACAAAGCAAAAAUCUCAACACAGAAAAUGGGUCAACUUCCUUACGUGAGAGUUAAUGAGCAUCGAGCCUUUCUAAACACGGGCGUUGACUAUGCUGGCCCUAUAUACAUAAGAACAUCCAAGGGGCGUGGUCACCAUGCAACAAAGGCAUAUAUCUGUUUGUUUGUUUGCAUGGCGACUCGUGCUAUUCAUUUAGAAGCUGUAACUGAUCUCACAGCACAAGCUUUUAUUGCAUCAUUUCGCAGAUUUGUUGCUAGGAGAGGACCUUGUCUACAUUUAUGGAGUGACAAUGGUACUAACUUUAUCGGUGCCGCCAAGGAGCUUAAAACACUUUUCAAAAAGGGCAAAGACAACAUCACGGAGGAAAUCGCAGAAUUGUUGGCCAAUGAUGGGACGACGUGGCACUUUAUUCCUCCAAGAAUGCCAAAUUAUGGCGGUUUGUGGGAAGCAGGUAUACAAUCAGUUAAGAGACACUUAGUGCGAGUAAACAAAUCUACAAAAUUAACCUAUGAAGAGAUGGCUACACUAUUGACGCAGAUAGAAGCAUGCCUAAAUUCGCGUCCAUUAUGUCAACUUGAUGAAACCGUUGAAACGCUAAACCCACUUACACCAGGACACUUUCUCAUUGGAGAACCCUUAAUCGCUGUGCCUGAUGUAAAUUAUGAACUAAGAAAUAUUAACCUACUUAGCAGAUGGCAGAUGAUACAAAAGAUGACCCAAGAUUUUUGGCGACGAUGGAGGUUAGAAUAUUUGAACACUAUGCAACAACGCUAUAAAUGGCAAACUGACAUACAAUCACCAAAUAUCGGAGACAUUGUUAUUAUCAAGGAAGAUGAUUUGCCACCAACCAAAUGGUUAUUAGGACGUGUAAAAGAUGUGCAUCCAGGAUCAGACAAUUUAGUUCGCGUUGUAUCCGUCCAGUGUAAAGGCAAUAAUAUUUUAAAGAGACCUCUAUCCAAACUUAUUAUUCUUCCUAAAGAAAUUAAAGACUAA